AUGGCGCCCAAGAAACCAGCAAAGGCGCAAAGAGCAGCUCCUCCUCCGGAGGGGGGGAGUGGUGCUCUCGAGCCGCCCAAACCCUUCCGCGUCGCUCCCGAUUCGCUCAAGCCCUUCACCUCGUCGCUCUCCAAGAAACACGUGUACAUCUCGCACGUCGACCAGAAGCCGGCCUCGUUCAAGCGUAAGAUCUUCUCGGUGCCGAUCCUGCUUAACGCCUUCGUCUUCGCCAUGUUCCUGUGGCGCAUGUGGUACAUCAUCCCCUACUACGUUGAGCUCCUCAGCUCUUCGUUCUUGGGCUACGAAAACUCGACGACGAUCCGCAUGGCCGACCUGACCUACCGACAAUUUUUCAUGGUGGCUGGCCGCCGCACGCUCACUUUCCUGUUCGACUUUUUGCUGGCCGUGUUCGUCUGGCCGUGGCCCAUCGAGUUCGUGUUCGGGCGCAAGCACGGCAGCCCCGUGUCGUGGCGGACAGCGGUCGGGUUCCGCGACAAGGAGAUUUACGUGCGCCGCUCGCGCUCGUGGGACACGCAGGUUUAUGGGGUGGACAUCUUUUCGGAGAAGCCGCAGGGUAACGAGGCGCGCAGCAUUCUGUGGGGCAUGGUCCGCAACGCGACGAGCCCCAUGCUGCUGCAGGAGAAGACGGGAUAUCUGACCAUGAACGGCGACUGGGAUUUGGACUGGAAGGCCAUGGUCAAGGCGACUGCGUUGGUGGAUAAGAAGGAUAUUCCCCUGGACGCCUUCAGGACGCUGGUGCUUUGCCACCACGACAAGUUUGGGUGGAUUGCGAUUGAUAUGAAUGCUUCCGGGGAGAGUGCGCAGGAGGAUGAGCGCAGGAGACAGGUGUUUGCGUUCCGCGAUGCGCUGGCGGCUGUUGGAAAGGAGAACCUUUUCUAUCGCUGGAUCGAGGUCAUUCAGUUUGAGACCCAGCAGGGCGGUUUUACGCAGGAGAGGCAGCUCGAGGUGGCGCAGAAGAUUAGGGAUCUGUUCAAGGAGAACGGGGUUGACUUUGACGAGUUCUGGAAGGAGGCUGUCGGGUCGGAUCCUUCAGUCGGGAUAUAA
Sordaria macrospora k-hell is the source of this 1065-nucleotide messenger RNA. RefSeq lists its product as uncharacterized. NCBI's taxonomy places the organism in Eukaryota, Fungi, Ascomycota, Sordariomycetes, Sordariales, Sordariaceae. The record is from RefSeq and is a predicted model, not a curated record.